Cuscuta campestris is the source of this 3162-nucleotide messenger RNA. The record is from the annotation of a GenBank genome assembly. NCBI's taxonomy places the organism in Eukaryota, Viridiplantae, Streptophyta, Magnoliopsida, Solanales, Convolvulaceae.
ACCCACCCACACCUGAGAAACCCCACCACGCCAUUCGUCUUCUGCUUCUUCCACCAAAUUUAUUUAUUCUUUUUUCUACAGAGCAUUUUCAAUAAUUAAACUUAAGCACCUGACUUUGAUGUGAAAACGACGCCGAAAGAGUCUUUUCUGUUAUCAUUACAAAAAAAAGUAAACCAGUUUUUCCCGGCGAUGCCGACGUCAGUAACGACGGCGCGACAAUGCUUGACGCCGGAAGCGGCAAAAGCGCUGGACGAUGCGGUGGCUGUGGCGAGGAGAAGGGGGCACGCCCAGACGACGUCGGUUCACAUGGCCUCCUCCCUCCUCUCCCUCCCUUCCUCUCCUCUCCGGGAAGCCUGCGCCCGCACGCGCAGCGCCGCGUACUCCGCGCGCGUGCAGUUCAAGGCGCUCGAGCUCUGCCUCGCGGUGUCUCUCGACCGGCUCCCGGCGUCCCCGUCUCCGGCCGACGAGCCGCCGGUGUCGAACUCCCUAAUGGCGGCCAUCAAGCGGUCUCAGGCGAACCAGAGGAGACAGCCGGAGAGUUAUACAUUCCAUCAGCCACAGAACUCGCCGCCGUCUUCUUGCUCGCCGGUGAUCAAGGUUGAGAUACAGAACAUGACGGUUUCCAUUCUCGAUGAUCCGGCGGUGAGCAGAGUGUUCGGAGAAGCCGGGUUUAUAAGCUGUGAUAUAAAGGUUGCUCUUUUAAGGCCUGUUCAUCAAUUCUUCCGAUAUUCAACUUACCAAGGCCAUCCAUCUCCUAUGUUUCUCUGUAAUUUAUCCCCGGAUUCCGAUUUGGGUCGGAAAUGUUUCACUUUCCCUUUCCUGGGAAACCCUGCAAUUUCAGAGGGAGACAAGAAUUGCAGGAGAAUCGGGGAAGUUCUUGAAAAGAAGAACAAGAAGAACCCAUUGUUAGUUGGGGUAUCUGCUCACAACACACUCAAGAAUUUCUUGGGAAUUUUGAAUAGGAGAGAAACCGGGCAAAUGCCAAUGAAAUUAUCCGGACUGAAAGUGGUCUGUUUCGAAACCGAGCUCUCGGGGUCCGUUAAUGGCGACUACGACGAAAGGAUGAUGAGAUUUAAGCUUGAGGGACUGAAAAGCCAAUGUAGAAAUCCCGAAGAAGGUGUUAUUGUCAAUUUCGGGGAUUUAAGUGUGUUGGCAGUUGAUGGAGUUUCCUCUGAGUUUCUGGUCAGGGAAAUGGGAAAUUUGGUGAAAGUUCAUCCGGAGAAUUUGUGGGUGAUUGGUUCGGUUGAACGGUACGAGGUUUACUUGAAAGUGUUGAACAGAUUCCCAUCCUUAGAGAAGGACUGGGAUUUGCAGCUCUUGACAAUCACAUAUGCAGAACCAUUCUUGGGAGAAUCAUCAUCAUAUCCCAAAUCCAGAUUGAUGGAAUCAUUCGUUCCACUUGGAGGAUUCUUUCCUGCAACAGCUUCUGGACAUGUCAAAGGGCCGCCGUUGAUGAGUAGCUCAAACCCAAGCACGCGGCGGUGCUUCCUCUGCAUCGAGAAGUGCAGGCAAGAAAUUAAUGCACUUUCCGGCGAGCACCACUCUAGUCUCCCUUCUUGGCUUCAAAACACCAAUAUAAUGGACUCUAUCGAGGCCAAAGACGAUAAGGUGUUACUGAGCGCUAGAAUUGAUGGGGUGAAUAAGAAAUGGGACUCUCUCUGUCACCGGCUUCACUACAAUCUCCCCACCGAUCAAUUCCCGCCCAUCGCCGGAGUCCAAGUCGCCGGCAAUGGCGAAACUGGCGUUUCCGCAUCGAAAGAAAGCGUUCUUUCAGACGUCAACAACAGCGCCACAGCCGUUCUGUCCAUGUUCGGCGAAACCCCGUCAAAUGAGCUUGACCCCGCGACUUCGUCGCCUUCCUCCGUCACUUCCGUGACAAUGGAUCUGGGCCUGCGUAUUUGCUCGGGAGAAUCGGAAAAGUCGAAAGGUGGCAUCUUUGACCGGAAAGAUUUCAAGAUUCUGUACGGAGCUCUGGUGGAGAGGGUUUGGUGGCAAGAAGAAGCUGUGAGAGUUGUGAGCCAGAGAAUAGCUCGGUGCAGAAGGGAUGUAUGGUUCCAUUUCGCCGGAGAAGAUGAGCUGGGGAAGAAGAAACUGGCUGUCGCCGUUUCCGAGAUUCUCUCCGGGACAACCCAGAGCUUGAUCUACGUGGAUCUCAGCUUCCCGGAACCUGCCGCCACCGCGAAAUCGCCGUUCGAUCUCCCUGUUUCGAACAGAUAUGACGUCACACUCAGAGGGAAAACCGCCGCCGACUUCAUCGCCGACAAGCUGUCGGAGAAUCCGAUGUCUGUUUUUUUUCUUGAAAACAUCGAGAAAGCCGAUCAUCUUCUCCAGAACAGCUUAUCGCGCGCUGUCAAGACGGGUAAAUUCUCAGAUUCACGCGGGAGAGACGUCAGCAUUAGUAAUGCAAUCUUUAUUACUGCUUGCGGUAACUCUUCUCAAGAAGAAAAAGGAGAUUUUUUUUCCUCUGCAAGAAUUUGGCCCUCAAUCGAGAUCCAGGUAGGAGUCGAUCUCGGGGACGGGCCAGACAGGUGGGACCCACCAAAAAAGCGGGUGAAACGGGCCCACAAUGGACGAAGCCCGUGCCCGGACUUGAACUUCCUUCCAGAAGAGAACAGGGAGGGCGAAGAAAGAAGCAAAGGUUUAGAGCCAUGGUUGGAAGAUUUCUUGAAAGGGGUUGACGAGACAGUGAUGUUUAAGUCCAUCGAUUUCGAUUCACAGGGGAAGAGAAUGUUGGAGGAGAUCGAACGGUGUUUCUCCGAGACGGUGGGACCGGAGUGUUCGAUGGAGGUGGAGCGAGAGGUGGUGGAGCGGAUUACCACGGCAGCGUGUUUAACAGAUAAUAAGAAGGUAGAAAAGUGGAUUAAGAGUGUGAUUAAGCAAGGAUUUAUGAAAGCUCAAGAGAAGUAUAGUUUGACUGCUCAUUCUAUUGUAAAGUUAAUUUCAGGAAGAUAUUCUGAAGUGUGGCAAAUUCUUCCUGAAAAUAUUACAUUGAUUUGAAUAGAACUCAUAGAGUAUUCAUUCUUUAUUAUGCACCAUUAUGGAAAAUGUAUUAUUUGUAGUCUAUUAAAAACACAUGUUUUAUUGGGUAGUUACAAGUAUAUAUUAUCAUUGGAAUAGUAAAUUUGUUUCGAAAUGUAAUUGUAAUAAGAUUUCUAAUGUUAU